Messenger RNA from Aspergillus candidus, 1104 nucleotides. RefSeq names its product zinc-binding alcohol dehydrogenase family protein. The transcript has 2 exons. The record is from RefSeq and is a predicted model, not a curated record. Gene Ontology annotation, molecular function: oxidoreductase activity, acting on NAD(P)H. The coding region runs from base 1 to 1104 and encodes 367 amino acids. Lineage: Eukaryota; Fungi; Ascomycota; Eurotiomycetes; Eurotiales; Aspergillaceae.
AUGAGCCCUUUUCUCCAAGAGACCAUGGACUGCCUCGUCCAGUCCGAUUCCGGACAAGCACAGACGGCAGUUCGUUCGCGGCCCGAAGUGAAGGCGCCCCACGACGUCAUAGUCCAUGUCUCCGCCGUGGCCCUGAACCCGACGGACUUCAAGUCCCCGGCGUCCAACCCCACCCCGGGGGCCAUCAUGGGUUGCGACUUUAUGGGGUCUGUUGUAUCCGCGGGCACGGCGGCAGAUAACGAAUUCCCCCCUGCCACGCGUGUUUGCGGAUUCGUCCACGGCUCCAACCCCGGCAACCCAGAGACGGGAUCUUUUGCCGAGUACCUGGUGACGGAUUCUCGCCUGUUGAUCCGAGUCCCCGAUAGCUGGACCAAUGUGGAUGGAGCCGCCCUCGGAGGCGUUGGUUGGGGCACCGUUGCUCUUGCGAUGGAGAUCUCGCUGCAGCUCCCUGGGAGGCCGUCUAAGCCGGCGGCUCCACGAGAUGACGGCUCCAGGACGCCCGUAUUGGUUUACGGCGGGGCUACGGCCACUGGCACGAUGGCUUGCCAGAUUCUAUCAAUGUCCGGCUACCAGCCCGUUGCCACAGCGUCCAGCAGCAGCUCGACUCUGGUCCGGGACUAUGGCGCUGUCGCAGUGGUACCGUACUCGUCGCCCACCUGUGGUGAAACUAUCCGGGACGACCACACUGGUGGGGCCUUGCGACAUGCGCUGGACUGCAUCAGCUCGCCCGAGUCUGUGAAAUGCUGCUUCACGGCCCUGGGCCGUAUUGGCGCGCGCUAUGCUGGCCUCGAUUUCGUUCCCGACGAUUGGAGAACGCGCAAGGCUAUCAAGGUCCACAUGCCUCUGACGUAUGCCCUCCACGGCCACGAGAUCAAAUUUAAGGGUGCGUACCAUCGGGAUGCGGAUCCAGCCAUGUUGGAGCUGGGAGGUCGGUGGCGGGACGAGGUGCAGGGUCUGGUAGAUGCGGGACGCCUUCGGCCGCACCCCGCUCGGGAGGUUAAGGGGAAGUGGAAGGGGAUUGUUGACGGUCUGGAGAUGAUGAAGGCGGGAGAAGUCAGAGGCCAGAAGCUCGUAGUAGCGCUGGAGGGGGGAGCUUCUUCUUGA